CUGAAAACAUAAGAGGAGAUUUCUGUAUUGUGAUUGCAGCGUAAGGAAAGUAUCAUGGAAAAAGCAAAUGAAAACUUUGCAAGGAAGGAAACCAUUGCAUCACAGGAGACCACAUUGUGAUCCGAUCUCAGCAGCUGAGGACAUGACACUGAGGAGGGCAGCACUCUCUCAUAUUGCUGUUUCAGCAUAUCACUGCAGAAAUUGAUUUACUUAGCUUUCAAAAUGAAGAAAGAGUACUACAAUUAUUGAAAAGUAGUAAAAUACGCUAUAAGCAGACGGCAGCCACAGUAUUGAAAGUUGAAGGGUCAUUUGAUGACAUAGAUAAUAUUUACAGCCAGUUGUCUCAGCUGCGUAGAGUUUCAAACAUUUCCAUGAAUAGCCAGGUGUAUUCUAGCAAUGAUGAGCAACAACUGUGUGUCGAUAAAAUGAUUAUGAGUUAUAUUUCUGAGAUUUAUGCUGAACAACUUGCCAAUCUUGCAGAUGAUUGUGGUGUCAGAAUUAUAAAACGGGAAGAAUCUGGAGUGCUUAAAUUAAACUUUGUUCCAGAAAGACAAAAGUCUGGCAUUAAUGUUUACCAAGCAAGAGAGAGAUUUAUUACUUUUUAUCAACAGAUUGCCACAAACUUAGAGUUAAAGAGAACCGAUUUGACAUCUCUUGAAAUAUGUACAAGUAUAAGGAAAAUGUUUCCUAAGAUUUUAUUCAUGGUUGAUCAUGACAUGCUGGUAUUAAUGGGUCCCCCAGUGCAUGUAAUGGAAGCAUGUAAAAUCCUAAGUCAAGGUUUUCGGCAAACUUCUAGAAGAGAUGUGCAGAGCUCCAGUACUGCUGCCUUCCAUGCAAGUGCAUCAUCCUUGCACAGGUCACAACCACUACAAAAUGAAAGGAAUGGUUUUCAGGCAUGUAAACAAAACUCCAGUUUGGAGGACAGCAUGUGUCCCAUCUGCUUGGACAAAAUAGACCAGCUAAACAAGGAAACUUUACAGCAGUGCAAACACUCAUUUUGCAAGAAUUGCAUAAAAGAAUCUUUUAAACUAAAGCCUGCAUGCCCAGUUUGUGGUGUGAUGUAUGGAAAACUGACUGGAAAUCAACCAAAAAAUGGUCAUGUUACCAUCGACACAAAAGUCUACUCACUUCCAGGCUAUGAAUCUUAUAAUACAAUUAUGUUAACAUAUUACAUACCAGAUGGCAUUCAGGGGCCUGAACAUCCUAAACCUGGGAAACCAUAUCGGGGAACAAUACGCACAGCUUACCUUCCAGACUGUCCAGAGGGCAAGAAGGUGCUUGAACUUCUUCAGAAAGCAUUUAAUCAGGGUCUCAUCUUUACCAUCGGAAAAUCUGUGACAACUGGUGAAGAGGAUGUAGUAACGUGGAAUGAUAUUCACCACAAAACUCAUAGAACUGGUGGGCCAACAAGAUAUGGGUACCCUGAUCCUGAUUACCUCAAAAGAGUACAAGAAGAACUGAAGGCCAAAGGAAUAGCUUAGGAGGUGAAAUCUUCAACAUCAGUUGAAAUAUUCACUGAUAUUUCUUCCCUGCUAUUACAGAUAACUGGACAACAAAGCAUGUAAAAAUAGCAAUGUUGCAAAACAGCAGUGUGAUGAUAAAGAAAGAGAUGUAUAUUUUUAUAUUAAAUAUAACCAAUUAUGUACCAUUGUGCAAAUUCAUAUGUGGAUUUGGAUCUGUUUUUGUAUUUAUGACAUUUAAUUGCAAAACAUCAAAAAUUAUAUAAAUAUUAAUCCGUAUUUAUGUCAUAUUUAGUAGUGAACAAAAGCCAAUAUUUUACAUUCUUGAUGCUUGGAAUGUAUUGCCCUCUUUUUCUAGAGAUCCUCAAAAUGUAUAUUAAAAUGGCACCAAACUUUAGUGUAUACAGUCUGUAAAGGGGUGUUCCUUCCUAAUUAAAGGGUUCUCAGACACUUUGA
This is a messenger RNA of Protopterus annectens (West African lungfish), 1916 nucleotides long. RefSeq names its product probable E3 ubiquitin-protein ligase DTX3. Gene Ontology annotation, biological process: protein ubiquitination; Notch signaling pathway. Bases 372 to 1481 code for a protein of 369 amino acids. NCBI's taxonomy places the organism in Eukaryota, Metazoa, Chordata, Ceratodontiformes, Protopteridae. The record is from RefSeq and is a predicted model, not a curated record. The transcript is spliced from 5 exons.